This is a messenger RNA of Lactuca sativa (garden lettuce), 979 nucleotides long. Its product is annotated as ER lumen protein-retaining receptor. Gene Ontology annotation, biological process: protein retention in ER lumen. Gene Ontology annotation, molecular function: ER lumen protein retrieval receptor activity. The record is from RefSeq and is a predicted model, not a curated record. Gene Ontology annotation, cellular component: membrane. NCBI's taxonomy places the organism in Eukaryota, Viridiplantae, Streptophyta, Magnoliopsida, Asterales, Asteraceae.
GGGUUUUACUUUCGCCCUUGAAGAAAGAGAAACAGGCAGCGAAGAAGAACCUGAUUUUUGUCUGCUUGGAUCAGCCGGGGAGAUCUGUUCUAUAAACAUCUUUUCCAAGCAGAUCCGUUCCAGUUUCUCAUCAAUUACAUUCUUCUUCCUUCAUUUACUCGAGUGUUCAUCGAUCCAUAGACAACAGCAACGAUGAAUAUAUUCAGACUUGCAGGAGACAUGACUCAUCUCGCCAGCGUCCUCGUCUUGCUGCUAAAGAUACACACCAUCAAAUCCUGCGCUGGGGUUUCUCUGAAGACUCAAGAGCUCUAUGCACUGGUGUUUGCUACUCGUUACUUGGAUAUAUUCACAGACUUCAUCUCAUUAUACAACACAACCAUGAAAUUAAUAUUUCUUGGAAGCUCUUUCUCUAUAGUCUGGUAUAUAAGGCGCCACAAAAUUGUCAGAAGAUCCUAUGAUAAAGAUCAAGACACCUUUCGCCAUUAUUUUCUUGUGCUUCCUUGUUUGCUUUUAGCCCUACUUAUUCAUGAAAAGUUCACUUUCAAAGAGAUAAUGUGGACAUUUUCUUUAUACUUGGAAGCUGUUGCAAUACUUCCUCAACUGGUUUUGCUUCAAAGAACAAGAAAUAUCGAUAAUUUGACUGGUCAAUAUGUAUUUCUUCUAGGAGCAUAUCGUGGAUUGUACAUUUUCAAUUGGAUCUAUCGUUACUUUACUGAGACUCAUUAUGUCCAUUGGAUCACUUGGAUAGCAGGACUAGUUCAGACAUUGCUGUAUGCUGAUUUCUUCUACUACUAUUUUGAAAGCUGGAAGAACAAUGUAAAACUUCAAUUACCAGCUUGAGGGCAUGAUAAUAUGAUAGAGGCAGGAGAUACCUGAUAGUGUUCUAAGAAUCCUUACCUUAUUAUAUACUUUGUUUUUACUUUUUAUUACACUUUUUGUACUCAACUCUUUAUAAUGAGACUGUAAACAUCCCCCCCCC